GGGGAAAGUAGUUGACUAUGGAGAUAUUUCUUACGCUUUUGUUGGUGCUAGGCGUCAUUCAUCUUGUUCAAGCACAGAACGAACAAGGGUUUAUUAAUUUGGACUGCGGACUACCUGCCAGUGAACCGUCUCCUUACCGUCAGACUGAAACUGGAUUGGAGUUCUAUUCGGACGCAAAGUUCAUCCAAAGCGGAGAAAUCGCUACAAUCCAAUCCCAAACAAAUCUACGGAAUAUUUUGAAGCCAUACACGACGCUGAGAUAUUUUCCACAAGGAACACGGAACUGCUACAAUCUACUGAUCGAGAAGGGAAGGAAGUAUUUGAUCAAGGCUUGGUUUAGAUACGGAAAUUAUGAUGGUCAUGACAUUAAACCCAAGUUUGGUCUGUAUCUUGGACCAAAUCUAUGGACCACGGUGGAUAUGAACCUAGUGAACAAUAGUACAAAUGAAGAGAUCUUACACGUCCCAACAUCGGACUCGCUGCAGGUUUGUCUUGUUAAGAACGGGGCAACUACACCGUUCAUAUCCUCUUUGGAAUUACGGCCGUUGGGAAACCAUUCUUAUAUCACUCAGUUGGGUUCUCUCAAGCUUAUCAGUCGAAGAUAUUAUACCACGUCAGAUGACAACAUAAGGUACCCGGGCGAUGCCUAUGAUCGGCAAUGGUUUCCGCGUUCUCUGUCGUGGUUGACCCACAUCUCCACCACUAGAGAUGUCUCGAAUGGUGGAAUUUACAAUCUACCAAAAGCCGUGAGACAAAAUGCUGCCAUGCCGACUAAUGCUAGUGCACCAUUGACGAUUGAGUGGACUCCAGAAAAUCCUAAUGACCAAUUUUACGUGUAUUUACACUUUGCAGAGAUCCAAGACUUGCAGGCCAAUGAAACCAGGGAAUUUGACGUGUUCUUGGAUGGAAAUACGUUUGCUGACCUGGUAACUCCUAAAAAGUUUGAAAUAACAACUAUCGAAAGUCAUUACCCGAGGACGUGUGAAGGAGAGAAAUGCAGUUUGCAACUGACAAGAACCCAGAGAUCUACUCUCCCACCUCUACUUAACGCUUAUGAAAUCUAUAGAGUCAUCCAGUUUAUGCAGCCCGAAACAAUUGAAACUGAAGUGGUGGCUUUAAAAAAUGUCCAAGACACCUAUAAAUUGAUUAGAAUCAACUGGCAAGGUGAUCCAUGUGUCCCUCAACACCUUAUGUGGGAUGGUUUAGCCUGCAGUAACACAACUAUCUCCAGACCACCAAGAGUUACCUCUUUAAACUUGUCUUCUAUUGGCUUAACUGGAACCAUAGCAGCUGCCAUCCAAAACCUUACACAGCUUGAAACACUGGACUUGUCGAAUAAUAAGUUGACUGGAGAGGUGCCGGAAUUUCUAGGCAACAUAAAACCGUUGUUGUUAAUAAACUUAAGCGGGAACGAUCUCAAUGGUUCGAUACCUCAAUCACUUCAGAGUAAAGGCAUAGAGCUACUUCUCCAUGGAAACCCAAGGCUUUGUCAGACAAAAUCAUGCACAAAACCACAAAGCAAGGACUUUCCGGUGGUAAUUGUUGCAACUGUGGCUUCUGUGAUCAUUCUCAUUGCCGUUUUGGGUCUUGUUUUUCUUCUUGUUCUCAGAAAGAAAAAUCAAUACACUACUAUGCAAGCUCAACAAUUGCCACCAAGUAUGCCGGCGGCAAUGGUGAACAUUGCAAAUGCUAAUUCACACGAACCGUUAAACGAGAUUAAAAGGAGAAUGUUUACAUAUUCAGAGGUCAUUAAAAUGACAAAUAACUUCCAAAACAAUUUGGGUAAAGGAGGGUUUGGCAUGGUGUAUCAUGGUUUUGUAAAUAGUUCUAGACAAGUGGCCGUUAAAGUACUCUCCCAAUUUUCAAGUCAAGGCUAUAAAGAAUUUAAAGCAGAGGUUGAUCUUCUUCUGAGAGUGCACCAUACAAAUUUGGUGACCCUUGUCGGGUAUUGCUAUGAAGAAGAUCACUUGGCUCUCAUCUAUGAGUUUUUGCCCAAUGGGGACUUAAAACAACAUUUGACCGGAAAAGGAGGUCGACCCAUCAUGAACUGGAGUAUUCGACUAAGAAUAGCUUUGGAGGCAGCAUUAGGAUUGGAGUACUUACAUAUUGGAUGCACACCUCCCAUGGUUCAUAGAGAUGUCAAAACUGCCAACAUAUUGUUAGAUGAAAAUUUCAAGGCCAAGCUCGCUGAUUUUGGGCUCUCAAGAUCUUUCCAAGGUGGAAUCCAGUCUCAUGAUUCCACGGCAGUUGCUGGUACUCUUGGAUACCUAGAUCCUGAAUAUAACCAGUCAGGUCGAUUGGGUGAGAAAAGUGAUGUCUACAGUUUUGGAAUAGUGUUGUUGGAGAUGAUCACAAACCAACCUGUGAUUAAUCAGACGUCUGAAAAUUCUCAUAUAACAAAAUGGGUGAGCUCUAAGCUUAUCUGUGGUAAUAUUAUUGAGAUUAUGGAUCCAACCCUUCGCAAGGAUUACGACUCUAAUUCUGCAUGGAGAGCUGUUGAGCUGGCAAUGUCAUGUGCAAAUCCUUCUUACUCAAAACGACCAUCCAUGUCUCAGGUGAUUAACGAGCUAAAAGAGUGUAUCAUGUGUGAAAACUCAAGGUUAAGUAAUAAUCAAGGCUUGGAAUCUCAAGCAAUACGCAUUGGCUUGGACUCUUCGGUGGUUCCUAAGGCAAGAUAGUUUUCGAGUGUUUGUCUACUUGUGGUACUAAUAAAGAAAGCAAUAAAUAUAUAAUUAGUUACAUUUUCAGGAUAUUUUGUAAACUAGUCUGAAAUUUUUAUUUUGCUUUGGUCGUUGACAUGUCCAGAUCAUAUUAUCUGUUAUUUUGGUAAUUUUUGGGUUCUUCAUAUGUGCAUGAGUACGACGAACAGGUCAUAUUGCUUUAACCAUCGGCAUUUCAAAG
Messenger RNA from Eruca vesicaria subsp. sativa (arugula), 2901 nucleotides. The record is from the annotation of a GenBank genome assembly. Lineage: Eukaryota; Viridiplantae; Streptophyta; Magnoliopsida; Brassicales; Brassicaceae.